UCGGUGGUGGUAAUGCACCAGUCAGUUAGGUUGCCAACCGCCAAUAAACACCAAAAAAGAAGAAGAAGAGGAAGAAAUGCUGUUCAGCUGAUGACGACCGAACGCUUCGUAAACAGACGAAAAUCCAUAAGAUACUAAUAUUUCACAUGAGCGACACAUUUUAUUUUAAAAUUUAUUUCGUUUUACACUUUUUAAAAAACAGCAGCAACUAAACCUUCUUCUGCAGAUUCAGGCUCAGCAUAAUGAGACCAAACUUGGUUGUGCCAAUGUUUUGAGGCCUCUAUGGUUGCAGGAAUGAGCUUUUCUCACCGUCGAAGGAAUCCGCACAGGACCCGUCGCACCAUUUUGGAAGUUCCUUCAGAACUUAACAAACCUGUUUCAGGUGACAAAGCUUCCAUCUUGCAUAGUAAAGAAACCACAGUGUCUCAAGAGCUGAAUUCUGCAGAAUCACAUGGACUGAAAACAACCAAGAAGGAGAAACCUCAAGCAACAAACCAAAAUGCUCUUCCUGACUUGUCAGCUUGUUUACAGAAAUCAGCACAUCAACUAAAUGGACUGGUGUCUUCAAAGUCACAUGAACUUGAGCCGAUGGUGCCUGAAAAAAUGACCACCCCCAAAUGUCGAUCAGAGACAUCAAAAAUGUCUCGUAAGGGAAGAAAAAAGAAAGUCAUUCAACCCAGUGAGAAAGAAGUAGCUGCUAGCAAAGCUUGUUCCAAUGGACUGGACCAUUCUGAACACAAUUAUUGCCCAGAACAACACUUACGCUCUCAAAAAACAAAAGGGACACGUUAUCGGCACUCUAAAAAAACUCAAAACAAUCAGACCCCCUCUGAUGUUUCUACAGGGCUUCACACAUGUACUACAUCUCCUCUUCAUGACAAGGAGAUCUCCUCCUGCCACACUAACGGUGGUUGUAGCUUUAUACCACGCACCCCGAAACGGGGCAGGCCCCGGACCAGGCCUCUCUUCAGCUCCACACCGACCUCAGACUUCCAACCCCUAUCUCCAAAAAGAGCUAAGAAUAGUUGCACACAACAUAGUCAUCAGUCCAGUCGAGUAAAGACGCCUCCUACAGACGUUACACCAUCUAGACCUCAGAGGCUCGUGGCAGUAGGGAGGCCAAGAGGUCGCAAGAAAAAGAACGUGGAGGAACAGCUAAUUGUCUCUCCAUCAGUGAAACAAUGCAGGAAGAGUGCUACAUCUGAUCUAGAAUCUCCUCAGGAAGAGCCAGCUGUUGAGACGCCGCCUCCAAAUGAAGCUCACAUUAAAACCCAGAUGCAAGAGCCACAGGAAUCAGGGCUUCACACAUGUACUACAUCUCCUCUUCAUGACAAGGAGAUCUCCUCCUGCCACACUAACGGUGGUUGUAGCUUUAUACCACGCACCCCGAAACGGGGCAGGCCCCGGACCAGGCCUCUCUUCAGCUCCACACCGACCUCAGACUUCCAACCCCUAUCUCCAAAAAGAGCUAAGAAUAGUUGCACACAACAUAGUCAUCAGUCCAGUCGAGUAAAGACGCCUCCUACAGACGUUACACCAUCUAGACCUCAGAGGCUCGUGGCAGUAGGGAGGCCAAGAGGUCGCAAGAAAAAGAACGUGGAGGAACAGCUAAUUGUCUCUCCAUCAGUGAAACAAUGCAGGAAGAGUGCUACAUCUGAUCUAGAAUCUCCUCAGGAAGAGCCAGCUGUUGAGACGCCGCCUCCAAAUGAAGCUCACAUUAAAACCCAGAUGCAAGAGCCACAGGAAUCAGAUCAAAACAUGUCCUCUGACCUCUCCAUUGAGCCGAGUCUGCAAGAGAAGCCUCAUCCUCUUAACAACUCUCUCUUCAUGGAGGAGGAAGAGGACCUAGACGACGAUGAUGAGGAGCUGCCCAGCUUUUUGCAACAGGACAAUAAAAAGCCUUUGUCAAUCUCAAAGGGACUUUGCGUGUGGUGCAAACUGAGGAAAUAUCCCUUCUGGCCUGCAGUGGUUAAAAGUGUGAAUCGCAAGAACAAAAAAGCCAGCAUUGUAUUUAUUGAUUGUUACCUAAUUGACCAGAAGAGAAUUAGAAAAGGGUUUUCUGUUUCCCUGCGAACCUUAAAACCUUUUGAUUGUGAAGAAUGUGAACAUUUGGUGGACAUUGCAAAAGAGAAGUAUGACAAUGCUAUUACCUGGUCUCUGGAACUGAUAUCAGACUAUAGGAUCCGCAUUGGAUGUGGAUCCUUCUCUGGCUCCUUCAUCGAAUUCUGUGCUGCUGACAUCAGUUGUCCAGUGCGGAGGAAGUACUCCGAGGGGAAAUCUGUGCUCACCUUUCCCAGUCAGGAGAUUCUGGGCGAGCAGUGUGACAGCUCUGAUAAUAACGCGGAGGACAUCGUCGUGGAAGAGCAAGAUGAGCUUCACUCCAAGAAAGUGCUGCCCGACCGAUCCAAGGCUGCACGCAACCGCGCCAACGAGCAGUUGGUUGACUUCAUCAUCAGACGAAAAGUCGAAAACCGCUUAUUGGCAGUCAUUAGCGGUCGUGAGUCCUCUAAAUGGAUGCAAGCCCUCCAGAAGCCUUCUUGUCAAGUGGUUGGUGUCUACCUGGAAGAUGAGGAGCAGGUUGAUAAGGUUUACCACUACCUGAACAAAGUCUGUGAUAGUGCUCCUCAAAUAAACACCUGUCUAGAAAACAUCCAGGCCGACCGGAUCCGCCUUAUUUUUGAUGUGCUUCUGCCUGAGGCCAUAAUCUAUGCCAUCGCUGGAGUCCACAAGCUUUCCCUGGAGAAGGCAGAGGAGAAAUAUCACAGAGGGCCGUGCUUUAGUAACAGAGAAAGACAGGAGUUUGACAUGAUGAUUGAACAGCAGAUGAAGCUCAAGGAAAUCACCCAGCAUCAUAGGCAGUGACGGCCCCUCUAUUUAAAAAAAUAAAUGAACUUUUAUGAAUUCUGUUCAUAUUUUUAUGAAUAGGAAUGUUUUCUUCAAUAUAUUUUCUUUCUAAUCAUAGUAUAUUAGAACAUUAAUUGAAUGAUGGUUGAAUUGAAUGAGUGUUCAUGGCAAAAAAGAUUUUGCUGUUGAUUGUAAAUUAAUCUGAUAUUAAAUGUUUAUUAUCAAAUCUCUGAGACUUUAUGAGCUGAAUGGUGUAUCUAUGAUGCUAAAGUCAGCAAAAUAUGGUGCUUUUAAUGUGUGCAGUGUAUAAGUAAAUGCCUUGUGCUAAUACAUAAAUACAUAAUUUAAAAAUAAUGUAAUAUUUCUCAGAUUAACUAAAACCCAUGUGGUUGCUACUUGUUUUGAAAAUGUGUGUCCUUGGGUGUUUGUAACUGUAACUGAACCCUGUCAAGCUGCAUUUACAAUCCACACGGCUGAUGUCUCUAAAAAGUGUUGCCAUUUUUAGCCACCUCACAUUUCACAGUAAUUUUCUGUGCGUAGCUUUUUCUACACCGAUAUA
Sinocyclocheilus rhinocerous is the source of this 3403-nucleotide messenger RNA. RefSeq names its product serine/arginine repetitive matrix protein 2. Bases 283 to 2862 code for a protein of 859 amino acids. The transcript has 15 exons. NCBI's taxonomy places the organism in Eukaryota, Metazoa, Chordata, Actinopteri, Cypriniformes, Cyprinidae. The record is from RefSeq and is a predicted model, not a curated record.